AUGAGUAUUCCCGAAUUAGCUCCGCCUAUAACGGCGACGGGACAUCCAUCUCAUCACGAUGCCAUCUCCAACAAUGACAACCACAGUGUCGAUGCCGCUCAACCCACCAAUCCUGCUCCUCAAGAAAACUCGGUAAAUUCGCCACCUAGUCAUGAAUCAUCAUCAUCAUCAUCAUCAUCGAUAGCUGGUAGAGGUAUAGAGAGUCAAUCCUCUUCCUCAGAUCUCAAAAGAAAAUCGACUGGGGAUCUGAACAAAGUUGACUCGGACGAUCGAGAUACCGAGUCCACUGUCACCGCCGAGGGGUCAAGUAGUAACCCUCAAGGAAAGGGCAAACACGCUCAAAACAAGAAUGCAGCUGAUCGACAAGAUGAUUCUGAUAACUCGUCAAGCCAGACCGAAGGAGAUGACGAAGAAGACUGGAGUUACGGUGCUCAACUCAAGACCGAUCAAAAAUUGUUACAAUCACGCGGUCUCGCACCUCAUCAUUCAUUAGCCCUUGCUUAUGAUCAUCUUUCCGUUCGAGGUGAAGGUGGUGCAGAUGAUGUCACCUAUGCUCCUACUGUCGGAGCAAUAAUCGCUCCGUGGACGAAUAGGAAAUACAAGAAGAAAGCUGCAAAACUCGCUAAAGCAAGAGUUGAAGCUGAAGAAAAGGGAAAUGGAGGACAACCAGAUGAAUCUGGAAGAGGUGCAGAUAUGAGGUUCAAUGAAGGUGAUGAAACACCCAAAAAGGGACAAGAUGGUUUGAGACCGGGAGAAAGAUAUCUCUUGAAAGAUUUUUCAGGAUUGGUCAAACCUGGAGAAAUGAUGUUGGUCGUAGGAAGACCCGGAAGUGGAUGUACCACAUUCUUGAAAGCUUUAGCUGGAUUACAUAAUGGUUAUGCUGGAAUAGAUGGAGACAUCUAUUAUGGUGAUAUGACUGGGGAUAAAACAAUCGCACCUUACAGAGCAGAUGUUAUCUUCAAUUCUGAAGAAGAUAUACAUGAUCCUAAUUUACUCGUUGGAAGGACGUUGGAUUUCGCUUUGAGAAUGAAUACCCCUUCGGCUGUAGCAAGAUUGCCUGAAGAAGAAGGAGGUGAACCAAUGCAGCCUCAAAACUAUCAAGAUAAAACAAAGAAGGAAUUAUUGAAAAUCUUUGGAUUGGAACACACUCAUGAUACCAAAGUCGGUGAUCAAUAUGUGAGAGGUGUCUCUGGUGGAGAGAAGAAACGAGUUUCCAUCGCCGAGGUCCUCACCACCAAAGCUUCCGUACAGAUGUGGGAUAAUGCCACCAGAGGUCUCGAUGCCGAUACAGCCUUAAAAUUCAACAAAGUCAUUCGGACGCUAACAGAUAUCGAAAGAAAUACUUCUGUCGUCAGCUUGUAUCAAGCCGGUAACGGUAUUUACAACCUCUUCGAUAAAGUCACUGUUAUAGCCGAAGGAAGGAUCAUCUAUUACGGGCCAAGAAAAGAAGCUAGAAAGUAUUUCGAGGAUUUAGGAUUUGUUCACCCUGAUGGAGGUAAUACCGCCGAUUUCUUGACUUCAGUCACUGCUACCAACGAGAGAGUUGUCAAGGAAGAUCACGAUGGUAAGGUCCUUACCGCACCCGCGGAAUUCGCACGUGCAUACCAAGAAAGUGAGAUCGCCAAACGUAUGCGUGAGGAGCUCGAUCACCAUCUAUCCAGCGACGAAAAGUCGAAAGAAACUCGUGCUACGCAGGAAGCUUUACAAAAGGAAAAGUAUAAAUGGGCUCCCAAGAAAAGGUCAGAGAAAGUGGAUUACCCCACUCAGGUUCGAGCUGCUUUGAUCAGGGAUUAUCAGAUGAGAUGGGGAGAUCAAUGUUUAAGUGAAACGACCGCCGCUUUCUCCGGACGAGCUGUACUUGCCAAACAUAAAGCAUUUUCCUUAUACAGACCUUCGGCUAUCCUCAUCGCUCAAACAAUCGGUGAUCUGCCUAUCUUUUUCUUCCAACUCGUUAUUUUCACCUUGAUCAUCUAUUUCAUGGUCGGUUUCAAAGUGGACGUCGGUCUUUACUUCACCUUUUUGCUGUUCACCUAUAUCACUACUUUGACUACCACUGCAUUCUUCCGUUUCAUCGGAUAUUCAUUUGGUACAUUCAACAACGCCUCAAAGGUCUCUGGUCUCAUGUUCAGUAUAUUGUACGCUGGUUAUAUCAUCUACACUCCUUCGAUGCACCCAUGGUUCUCUUGGAUUCGAUGGAUCGAUCCUGUAUAUUACUCUUUCGAAGCUUUGAUGGCUAAUGAGCUUGCCGGAUUGGAAUUACAAUGUAUCCCGCCACAACUCGUACCAUACGGUCAGAAUUAUAUGGGUACACCAGCAGGUUGCGCUAUCGCCGGGGCACAACCUGGAUCUACGACGUUGAAUGGACAAGCAUAUGCCGAGACUGCUCUUGAAUUUUUCCACUCACAUAGAUGGAGAAACUUCGGUAUUGUCGUGGCGUUAUGGUUAUUCUUCCUCGCCCUCGCAGCUAUCACUAUCGAAAGAUUACCUGCUGCCGGAUCCAACAAAGCUAUUCUGCUAUACAAGAGAGGCGGUGGUGGUAAAUUCAUUCGAGCAUCAAACCAAAAUGGUAAUGAACCUAAAGAUGAGGAGCAAGGAGGAAGUACUAUGCAAACAAAUGAGAAAUCUGGUCGAUCGGGCAAACAAGAAGAAACACCUGAGGGAGUCGCAGCCGAGAAUACGUGA
Messenger RNA from Kwoniella shivajii, 2682 nucleotides. RefSeq lists its product as uncharacterized. The record is from RefSeq and is a predicted model, not a curated record. Bases 1 to 2682 code for a protein of 893 amino acids. Gene Ontology annotation, cellular component: membrane. NCBI's taxonomy places the organism in Eukaryota, Fungi, Basidiomycota, Tremellomycetes, Tremellales, Cryptococcaceae. The transcript is spliced from 7 exons. Gene Ontology annotation, biological process: transmembrane transport. Gene Ontology annotation, molecular function: ATP binding; ATP hydrolysis activity; ABC-type transporter activity.